Messenger RNA from Trypanosoma conorhini, 693 nucleotides. RefSeq lists its product as uncharacterized. The record is from RefSeq and is a predicted model, not a curated record. The coding region runs from base 1 to 693 and encodes 230 amino acids. Gene Ontology annotation, molecular function: protein binding. NCBI's taxonomy places the organism in Eukaryota, Euglenozoa, Kinetoplastea, Trypanosomatida, Trypanosomatidae. The transcript has a single exon.
AUGCAAGGAAGUGAUUCAGCAAAAUCGUUUCUUGAAAAGCUCAAAUACGGUGGAGCAGCCACCGCAUCAAUCGAUAAUGCCGCACCACCUGACGGUGACGGGAUUAUUGUGCGCCGACUUGAAAGACAGUACGCAAGUGAACCAUUGUCAGUGCUGGGGCUGAAACUUAGCGAUGACGCAGAGGUUUUGUCAACGGAAGCCGACUCUCCAGCAGCAAAAGCCAACAUAUUGCCGCAUUACAUGAUUAUUUACGUGAAUAAUCAGUUUGUUGGCUGUCGUGCUGACUUUGAAGAUGUUGCAGCCCAACAUCUGACAUUAAUAAUCAAGCUCCAGACAACGAGUGCCAUGUCCGAGUUGAUGGCAAAACUUUUGGAUGAAGAAGAAAAAAUGGAAACUGAAAACGGUAAACCGUCUACGGAUAUUAAUGAACUUUUGCGUACGACCCCAAGGUACGGGUUUCUGUCGGCAGAACAUCCAAUGUUUCUCAGAUGGAACCACCGAAUUCAAACGCAAAGGGAUGCCAGACAGCUUCUUCGUCAGGCUACACGAGAAGCGGAAGAACAGUUAGCAAAAGAAGCGUUUGAGAAAAUAAGACGGGAGAUGGAGGCUGAGGAGGCAAGGCAACGGGGAAUUACAACAGACUACACAGCCUGCUGUGGUAUCUGUCCCAGAUCCUGUACCAAAACCAGCUGA